AGACCCCAGGCAUAGUAUACUGAUUAUUGGGGGAAAAAUUACACUGAGAUCUAUUGACUGCUACAUUAAGCUCAGUGAGAGGCUGACAGCUGCAGUAAAGAGUUAAGCCUAAAUGUUUGAUGCCAAAUGAAUUAAAGUCUAUUUUUGAACUCAGCGUUCAAGUACAGAAGGAAUGGUCUCUGAAGGGAAAGGAGAGCAAUGAACAAUACCUCAGACAGUUGGUGCAGCACACCACGCAUAUUAUAUAUGAUGGGAUUUGGUGAUGAUUGCAAUUUUCCUGUAAAAUGACUUGAAAAGAAAACAGAAAAUGAAUGAUUACAGAGAGGAUGGCAUGGAUUUAGGAAGCGAUGCCUGCAGUCGCUCAAGUUCUGAGUCCAGCUCCAACAAAGUGACUCCUUGCUCAGACUGCAAGUCUUCUCCUAGCCUUGAGCUGGCUGCUCUGGAGUAUUAUGAGGAGGAGGACUUCCUGGUGGACAAGGUGAGUGAUGACUGGGAGGAUGAAGAUGAGGAAGAAGAAGUUGGUGGUGACAAUGACUUUCCUAAAGACAAUUGCUUUGCCAGGACGGCAACUGGCAGGAGUUUAGCAGAAGAAUUUGAGGACAUUAAAGGUGGACAUCUUGCUGCGUCAAAUGGCAAUCCUACACAUAGUUACAAAUUGAAUGGGAAUUUAGUCAUUGGGAAGCCCCCGAAUAGAGCAAAGCAGAGCCCCCCCAAAGCACAACAUAAUUCUGUCCGGUUGCCUACACUAAAAUCAUUUGGCAGUUCAGGGUUCAGUAUGAAGGAGGAACCGCAACUACCCACCAUGGACUGGGAGGCUUUAGAGAAGCAUUUAGCUGGAUUACAGUUCCAGGAACAAGAGUCAAGGAAUCAAAGGCAGACCAAGUCAACCUACACAUCGGCUCAGAAGAAUGAAAGGGAAUCUAUCAGACAGAAGCUGGCUCUUGGGAGUUUUUUUGAUGAUGGACCUGGACUUUAUACCAGCUGUAGUAAAAGUGGGAAGCCCAGUCUUUCUUCCAGGCUCCAAAGUGGGAUGAACUUGCAGAUUUGCUUUGUUAAUGACAGUGGUAGUGACAAGGACAGUGAUGCUGAUGAUAGUAAAACUGAAACCAGUUUGGACACUCCUUUGUCUCCAAUGAGCAAACAAAGCUCUUCCUACUCAGACAGAGAUACUACGGAAGAGGAAUCUGAAGCUUUUGAAGAUAUGGAUUUUAUCACCAGACAAAAGAAACUGCAAGCAGAAGCUAAAAUGGCUCUGGCUAUGGUAAAGCCCAUGGCCAAAAUGCAAGUGGAAAUUGAGAAACAAAACAGGAAAAAAUCUCCUGUAGCAGAUCUGUUGCCACACAUGCCUCAUAUUAGUGAAUGCUUGAUGAAGAGAAGCUUAAAGCCUACUGACCUGAGAGAUAUGACUAUUGGGCAACUACAAGUCAUAGUCAAUGAUCUCCACUCUCAAAUAGAAAGCUUGAAUGAAGAAUUAGUUCAGCUUCUACUUAUCCGCGAUGAAUUGCACAUGGAACAAGAUGCAAUGCUUGUUGAUAUUGAAGACUUGACUAGACAUGCUGAAAGUCAGCAGAAGCACAUGGCAGAGAAAAUGCCGACAAAAUAAAGCAAGAAGCCAUUGAACAAUAGGGGGGGGGGGGGGAAAGCUACAUUUUAUUUUGCUUUUGUGAUUGUCCAAAUGCUGAUACUCAAGAUGAUACACAAGGAAAAUCAGUGUUAGUCUUUGAUAAUGUCUGAUGCUUUAUGUCCAGUGACCUGGCCUCUGCUUUUUAAUUUAUUUUAACUUUUUACUUAUGCCUCUAAUAUCAGGCAUUUUAUCAAGAUAAUAUUACUAUAUGUACAGUACUUAUGCUAUGACACAAUAUGGAUUAAGAGACAGAUAAAUUACAAAACUGACUUUUGGAAUAGAACUUUUAAGUUGAUCAGUAUUUUACCAUUGGUUUCUUUUUCUUCUUCACUGUAGUUUUCGAACACAAAUGUUAUUGACGGUGCUAAUAAGUCAAGAACUACAUGCCUGCCUCAUAGUAAAGUUGUAGCUCUCCGUAUCUUGUAUAAUUGAAACAGUUCUCAACAUUUUGUGAAUGUUGAUAAUCUGACUUCCAUUUUUAGAUGUGCUAUUAUAUUAUUGAAUCGGAUUGAAAAAGGUCACCUUCAAAGUUUUAUGUAUAAAUAUGUAAAAUAAACUUUAAACAUUUGUUUUGUAUAA
Molecule: messenger RNA, 2203 nt
Organism: Bombina bombina (fire-bellied toad)
Lineage: Eukaryota; Metazoa; Chordata; Amphibia; Anura; Bombinatoridae
Gene: SCHIP1
Product: schwannomin interacting protein 1
Exons: 8
Coding region: 308-1603 (431 amino acids)
Biological process (GO): positive regulation of hippo signaling
Cellular component (GO): cell junction; plasma membrane
Source: RefSeq, a predicted model, not a curated record